AGUGCGCUAGAGAACGUAGUGAGAGCAUCAUCGAUAGGUCACUAUUUGACAUUAAGGAGUGCUUGUUAUAGUAAUAAAAGGAGUUCGCAAGAUGGCGUUCAAAUCGUCGAUAGGUGUUGUUAUUUUGUCGUGUCUAAUUGUAUUGGUAUCGUCAGCUGUCCCAAAGAAUGUAAAAAGGAAACCAGUGAAUCCGCCAGCGCGCGCAGCGGCUGAUGACGAACGUGAUGCCGAGAUCACCAACUCCUGCCCUGAUGACGGCUUCUUCGCGGAUGCCGAACAAUGUGAUAAAUACUACGAAUGCAGACAAGGCAAAAUAAUCGAGAAACUUUGUCCUGAUGGCAUGGUGUUCAACGAUUACAGUCCAGAAGAGGAGAAAUGUGACUUACCCUUCAACAUCGACUGCUCUCAGCGUCCUAAACUACAGGAACCCAUUCCCGCCCAGCACUGUCCUCGUCAAAACGGUUACUUCUCCCACUCAGACCCCAAAGAAUGCGGUAAAUUCUACUACUGCGUAGACGGCAAGUUCAACAUGAUCACUUGCCCUGAUGGUCUCGUUUACAACGAGCGGACGGGAAUUUGCACCUGGCCUGAUGAGGCUAAGAAGAAGGGAUGUGGAGCUGCUGAUGUAUUCCAAUUUGACUGCCCGCCUGUGAACGAGACUUUUGGUCUGACACAUCCCAGAUAUGCCGACCCUGAAGAUUGUCAAUUCUUCUAUGUAUGCAUCAACGGCAAUACACCCCGUCGCUCUGGUUGUAAGCUGGGACAAGCAUUCGAUGACGUCAGUAAGAAAUGCGAAUGGGCGAGGAAGGUACCUGAAUGCGCUGAUUGGUACAAAGGCCAACUAACAGAUGCUGAGUUGGAUGCUUUAGAAAACCCACCCACGCCUAAACCUAAACCAGCUGGUACAGUCUCACGCCGCAAGCCCCAGCGUCCAGGAAAAGGAAAACAGAUUGAAGUUGACGAGGAAUAAAUUUAAGUAGCUAGGUUAAUAAAGAAUUUUUACAACUUUA
Messenger RNA from Melitaea cinxia (Glanville fritillary), 1010 nucleotides. Its product is annotated as protein obstructor-E. The record is from RefSeq and is a predicted model, not a curated record. Gene Ontology annotation, molecular function: chitin binding. NCBI's taxonomy places the organism in Eukaryota, Metazoa, Arthropoda, Insecta, Lepidoptera, Nymphalidae. Gene Ontology annotation, cellular component: extracellular region. Bases 92 to 970 code for a protein of 292 amino acids. The transcript has 6 exons.